UAAAACCACUCUGUACAUGGUGUUUAUUCUCAUGCUGACCCUGCUCUCUUUAAUAACAACUUUAAAAGUUAUUCUAGUUUUAUAGGCUUUCAGAGAGCCACUGUGUUCUGAUCCAAUAUUUAUAUCAGUAAAGCAUUUUUUUUAGAUUUUAUUUCAUGAGAGUAGAGAAAAGUUUGUUUUUUUCUCUUUCUUUAUCUGAGUAUUUGCGCUAUUUCAGAAGAAGUGACUACUUCAGCAGAAAGAACAGGAAAACAACAGCAACGAGGGUCAAAAGGACACGUUACAUGUAGAAUCUUUAUAGAAGAAUGAUGUCCCUAAAAACAUCUUCUCUGCUUUGUCUGAUCUUUCUCCUCAUGAUCACAGCAGCUCUGGGGACUGAAUGGAGUGUGAAAUACAGCCAAAGAAAUCUCUGUGCUUUAAAAGGAUCUACAGUGAUUAUGAACGUCACUUACACACACCCAACACGUCUUACAGUGAAAGACAGGUUUUGGUUCAUAAACACAGUUAAGGGUAAAGAGCCGACUGAUCUGUGUAAUGAACCAGGUUACUCAGGUAGAGUGCAGUAUUUAACAGAUGGACAGAAUCACUUCUCCCUCAGACUGAGUGAUGUGAACAAAACAGAUGAACACAUGUACUACUUCAGAAUCAGAACAAACACAGAGAAAAACAAAUACAUGGGUUAUCCUGGAGUUACACUCACUGUUACAGAUCUUGAUGUUCAGAUCGCUCCUGCAGAAGUGACAGAGGGACAAUCAGCCGUUCUGACCUGUAAAACCACCUGCAAUCUGACUGAUCCAACAUUCAUCUGGUACAAAAACAGCCAUCAUUUAACCACAAAGACCAGCAAGAGAAAUGAAGUCCGUCUGCAGUCAGUCAGCAGUGAGGAUGCAGGCAGUUAUAGCUGUGCUGUAAGAGGAUAUGAACAUCACUCUCCUGCUCAAACCCUCAGAGUCAGAUAUCGUCCAAAGAAUGUCUCAGUGUCCAUCAGUCCCUCUGGUGAGAUAGUGGAGGGCAGUUCAGUGACUCUGACCUGCAGCAGUGAUGCUAACCCACCUGUGAAGACCUAUGAAUGGUUUAAAGGUACGACAUCAGUAGGAAAUGGAAAGACCUACACCAUCUCCAAGAUCAGCUCCAUGGACACUGGAGAGUACAAGUGCAGGUGCAGUAAUGAAAUCGGACAUCAGGAAUCCAGCAGUGUGACUCUGAAUGUUCUGUAUCCUCCUAAGAAUGUCUCAGUGUCCAUCAACUCCUCUGGUGAGAGAGUGGAGGGCAGUUCAGUGACUCUGACCUGCAGCAGUGAUGCUAACCCACCUGUACAGAACUACACCUGGUAUAUGGAGAAAGAAUCAUCACCUGUAGGAUCUGGACAGAGUUACAGAGCUGGACAGAGUGGACAGUACUACUGCGAGGCUCAGAAUAAACACGGCUCUGAGAGAUCAGCUGCAGUGUCCAUCACUUUUAAUGGGUCCCAGAGCGUAGGUGUAUAUGCAGGUCUUGGUGUUGUUCUGUUUGUGUGUAUUUGUCUGACUGUCACCUUCUGGUGUAUAAGGAAAAAGAAAAGAGCUGGUUCGACACCAGACCAAAGUUUAAGACAGGAUAAUCUUUAUUCCACCGUGGCAGUGACAAAUCCAAACAACACUGUAUCUGAUUCAGCCUCAGCCCAUCAGGAUGAAGUUCUGUAUGCCAGUGUUGUAUACCAGAGGGCAGUUGAUCCCGGGACCUUCGAGAGUUCUGCUGUGAAAGCUUCUGCCUCUGAGGACGUGGAGGUUCAUUACACUAGUGUUAGAUUGAAAUGCACCGCUGCUGACUAAAGGCCUUCCAAUGUUGAGGAUCCCACUGUAAUCUACAGCAGAGUGAAAUAAACAACUUUCACCUAUUAAUUCCAUCCCAUUACAAUUUUUACUUGAUUACAGCAGAAAACCCUCUAGAAACUUUGAUGGCUAAUUUGUAAAUUAAACUGGUUUUUACACUGUACAAUUACAGCAGUGCUUUAAGAGCAUUCACACCAGACCAGUGACACUUAAUCAUCUGCUGGUGAGUGCAUUAUGUGUGGUACGAGUGCCAAAAUCAUCUCACAAACAAACAGUUCUUUUAAAAAAUUUUGUAUGUGUAAAUCAGACUGAAUUAAUCAGGAUUAAACUAUGAGCUGCACGUCACAGUUUGGAUAUAUAAAGAUGACUCAGUAUAAACUUUGCAUCCUUGUUUAAAGACAAUAAAAUGCACAAGACAAUCUUUAAUCCAAAUAGCUUUCUUGUAAAGCAUAGGUAUUUAAUUAAAAUUCCAUAUCAGGUCCAUAUAAAGAUUUCAUAGAGUUUCUUCCCUUUAGCGGUUAGAAGCAACCAAUUUGACAGUAGUUACAACAAUUGCCUGCAACAUGCUAUUUAAUAAUAAUAAUCUGAAGUUAUUUACAUGUUUUAUAUUAUAUUUAUGAUCAUUUGUCAUCUUUCUAUUUAUCACGUUUAUCAGUAAUUUAAUCAGAAUUUUAGAAAUAAGUUUUCUAGACAUUAUAUUUGCCAGUUUUGCUGUUUUACUGUUAAUAUAUGAGUAUUUUGUGUUUUCUGCUCAUUGUCAAUAUUAUUCACAAAAUUCAAUCAAUCAAUAAAUCAAUCAAUUCACUUUACUGUAAUUGUCAUAAAUAACAGAGUAUAAAUAACAAUGAGAUAUCAUUAAAGCAUCCUCUUUUUAGGCAUACAAUAUAAUAAAUGCAACCAUAGUGCAGCAGUGCAGUACUCUUAACGGUUAUGUCAAAAAAAUAGAAUAUGGGGGGAAGGGUUGAACCAAGAAAUUGUGUUUAUCUUGUGUACUGCAGCAAUGCAAAGUCCAGUUCACAGUUAUUGUCAUAGUGAAGUGUGGUAUAUAAUGAUAGGUGGGGGCAGGGAGGGGGUGAUUGCUCGUUCAGCAGCCUCACAGCCGUUGGAAAAAGGCUGUGGGACAGUCUGGUGCUUCUAGCGCAUAUGGACCUGUACCUUCUACCCGAGGGCAGUAGCUGGAACAGGUGAUGUGCAGGAUAAUGCUGAUCACGCAAGAUGUUGUGCACUCGACGAAGGCAUCGUGUGGUGUAGAUGGUGAUAAUCUCCGGGAGACUAGUCCCGAUGAUUUUCCCAGCUGCUUUCACCACCCGAUGCAGUGCCUGCUGUUCCUCCUUAGUGCAGCUGGAAAACCACACCAAGAGUCAUAUGUCAGCACACUCUCUAUAGCACAACGGUAAAAGUUCACCAAAAGCUGCCAAGAAAGGUUAGUUCUUUUCAGUUUCCUCAAGUAGAAGAAGCGCUGCUGGGCCUUUCCUAUGGCAGAGUUGAUAUUAUUACCCCACGUUAGAUCCUCUGAUACAGUUACAUUGAUACAUUGCCAAUAAUAAGUGGUAAAAGAAUAUUUUUUUAUCUCUACGAAAAUCCACAAUCAUCUCCUUGGUCUUCUUAAUAUUGAGGGCCAGAUUGUGGGUAUCGCACCAUGCUGCCAGAUGUUCCACCUCCCUUCUGUAUAAGGACUCAUUGUUGUUAGUGAUGAGACCUACCACUGUAAUGUCAUCAGCAAAUUUUAUGAUGUAGUUAGAAGGACAGGAGGCACAGCAGUCAUGUGUGUAGAGUGUAUAAAGUAGAGUACACAUCCCUGGGGGACCCCGGUGUUAAUACGCACUGAGAAUGAUGUGUAUUUGUCUACUCGCACACACUGUACACAAUUCGUUAGAAAGUCCAUAAUCCAGUUACACAAUACAGUGCUUAGUCCCAGCUUACAAAGCUUAGUUUGGAGCUUGUUUGGCAGGAUGGUAUUAAAUGCUGAAUUAAAAUCAACAAAGAGAAGCCUAGCAUAUGUAUUUUUGUGUUCCAGAUGUUCUAAAAUGGAAUGGAGCACAAUAGCCACUGCAUCCUCUGUUGAUCUGUUUGCUCUGUAUGCGGGUGGUAUGACAUCCUUGAUACGCUUAAUCACCAACCUCUCCAAACAUUACAAUUCAGUGAAAUAUAGAAGUAUAUAGUGUUUAUCAUGUUCACACCGGGGCAUUAAGUUGCUGUUUGUCUUCA
Messenger RNA from Hemibagrus wyckioides, 4019 nucleotides. RefSeq names its product B-cell receptor CD22-like. NCBI's taxonomy places the organism in Eukaryota, Metazoa, Chordata, Actinopteri, Siluriformes, Bagridae. The record is from RefSeq and is a predicted model, not a curated record. The coding region runs from base 306 to 1811 and encodes 501 amino acids. The transcript has 10 exons.